Molecule: messenger RNA, 5273 nt
Organism: Punica granatum (pomegranate)
Lineage: Eukaryota; Viridiplantae; Streptophyta; Magnoliopsida; Myrtales; Lythraceae
Source: RefSeq, a predicted model, not a curated record
AAAAACCAGACAUGAAAGAGGAAAGCUUUAAAAAUCAGAACAGACGGUGUUUUUUCCUCAGAAUUCUCCUCUCUCUCUCUCUCUCUCUCUCUCUCUCUCUUCUUUCUCUCCGUCGUCGCUCUCUUGCUGUGGGUUGCCUGGAGGAUUCUGCUGUCCGUUGCCGUGAAGCGGCUGCCCCGGCAUCGUCCGGUGCGGUAAGAUUGCCCAAAGAUCAAACCUUUAGCUGUUUCUGUGCGGAGAAUUCCAGGGAUUAUCCGAAUUUCGAGGGUUUUGGAUCUUUCCCGCUUCAGAUCUGGUGGUUGCCGGUUCGAGGUUUUGAUCGGGAGGGUGUUCUGGGGUUGCUGGGAGUGGGGAUUGAGAUGAAUUCGGAAGCUUAGGGCCGUUGGGGCUUUAAUCCAAUGCCUAUGGAGGAGAAUUUGAGAUCCGGGGAUCGGUCGGGGAUUGUGGUGAAGAAGAGGAGCUCCUCGGGGUGCUUGAUUGUGAGGAAGAAAGGGGAUGCGGUGUGUGGCAGCGGUUCUUCGGGGUCUAGGAAGGGUUUUGCUGUUAAGAAUGAGAGGAAGAGGCCGAGGCCACCGGUGAGCGACUCGGAGUCGAGCAAGGAGGAUCUCCCCUUGCCCCCACCUCCUCGCAGGGGAGUUGCUGCCGAGACUAUUCGUGUCUGUAACGGUUUGACUGUUCCAGGUAAGCAUAUCGCUGGAGACAGCGAGUUAACUAGCUGGAACGGGGAGGAGAAGAGGAAGAGGAAUAAGUUGGAUGUGUUUGAAUUUGAUGAGUAUGAUGGGAUUGACGGGGAAAUUAUGAUGAGGAGGAAGGGUGAUGGGGGUGGGAUUGGAAAAAGGUUCAUGGGGUCAACCUCUUUAACUAGGAGUGGCUGUGGAAUGGAGUUUGAGAGUGGUACAAGUAGGCAUGCUGUUGUUGCGAGUAGAAGGAGCAUGUACUUUGACAGAGCAGGGAGCUUAAGCGGUGAGAGGAAGCGGGAUGUAGAAAGGAUUCCUCUCUCUGUUAUGAGAGAGGAAUACAUGAAUAAUUCCGAUAAGCCGAUUCGGGUCCAGGGGAAAAAUGGUGUUCUGAAGGUGCACGUGAACAAGAAGAAGAAACUAGGUGGUUCUACAAGUGAUUAUGAUUGGAAGAAUGACGAUAAUAGGAAGAGCUCCAGGUAUGACGUCAUAAUUAAGAAGAAUGCAGGUCUUUUGGCCUCUUCUGCUGAUGAACACGGAUAUGAGAAGCACAAGCCCUUUUCAAGAAUGCAGAAAGAUAGGCUGAAUAGGCAGAAAUUUGUGCCAACUGAGACCAAUGAAUCUUCUGAAGAAGAUUUGGGGGAUAGCGACAUGUUAUUGAAGCAGAGAUCUGAAGAAGCUGCCAGGAAAAAUGUUAUAGUAUAUUCCUCGAGGGCAGAAAAGAAAAGGGGUUCAAUUUCUAGGAUAGAUAGAGAUAAGCUGACUUCUAAGAUUAGUCAGCCUAGAGAUGGGGAUUCAGAUGAUGCCAAUAUUUCUCUGAAGCGGAAAUCCCGGGAAGUGGAAGGUCGUGAUUCUUCCAUGAAAAUAAGCUUGGAAAGUGAAAAAACCCCAAAGGGGAAGGCUGUUGCACCGGGCAAGGGCGUGAAGCGUGGCAGUGGCACAGAAAAGCAGAAAUUGCGUGAAAAUAUAAGGAACAUGCUCCUGUCUGCAGGGUGGGAGAUAGAUUAUAAACCUAGAAGGAAUAGAGACUACCUGGAUGCAGUUUAUGUUAGCCCUUCAGGGACCUCUUACUGGUCUAUAAUCAAGGCUUAUGAUGCUCUUCAAAAGCAACUUGAUAAUGAGACUGGCGUGAAUGGAGGAGAUCGGUCGGCAUUUAAAGUAUCUGAUGAGAUCCUCAGUCAGUUAACGAGGAAAACCCAAAAGAAAAUGGAGAAAGAACUGAAGAAGAAGCAAAGAGAGGGUACUGAGAGUGAGAAUACCGGAGAAGUUGCUAGGAAGAAAACUUCUUAUACAAAGGAGGAAGCAGAGAGCACUGAAAGUGAUAGCGCAGAAGAAAAACUGAGCUCCUUCAUGAAGCAGGGGACGAAAUCGUUGAAGGGCAAGACCAAUGACAGUGGUUCAACGGGGUCACAGAAGAAAUCGGCGAAAGUGUCCUCUGCUAAUGUAUCUCUGCAUGGAAGGAAGAACAGAAAAUUGGGUAGAUGUACUUUACUGAUACGCAGUUCUGACAAGGGGUCGAAUUCAGAAAGUGAUGGCUUUGUCCCAUACACAGGAAAGAGAACUCUCCUUUCCUGGCUAAUUGAUUCUGGGUUGGUUGAGUUAAGCCAAAAAGUGCAGUAUAUGAAUCGAAGGAAAACUCGGGUGCUGCUGGAAGGGUGGAUGACGAGGGAUGGUAUUCACUGUGGUUGUUGCAGUAAGAUCCUCACUGUCUCGAAGUUUGAGAUCCAUGCUGGUAGCAAACUGAGACAGCCAUUUCAAAAUAUAUAUCUAGAAUCUGGUGCUUCACUCUUACAGUGCCAGAUAGAUGCAUGGAAUAGACAAGAAGAGUCUGACCGUGAGGGUUUCCACAGUGUAGACGUUGAUGGUGAUGAUCCGAAUGAUGAUACUUGUGGCCUCUGUGGAGAUGGCGGAGAUUUGAUAUGUUGUGAUGGCUGCCCUUCAACUUUUCACCAGAGCUGCUUAAAUAUUCAGAUGCUUCCCCAGGGAGAUUGGCACUGUCCUAACUGCACGUGCAGAUUCUGUGGAUCAGCUGGUGAACAUGUUUCCGAGAACCAUUCCUUGAGUGCCAGUGAACUUCUCACUUGUAACCUCUGCGAGAGAAGAUUUCACAAAUCCUGUAUCGAGGAUAUUGAUGUGAUUGCUUCUGACUCUGCAACAUUGAAUCCUUCAUUUUGCAGUCAGAAAUGCUGGGAGCUAUUUGAACAUCUGCAGAAGUACCUUGGGGCUAAACAGGAAUUAGAGGGAGGAUUUUCUUGGUCCCUUAUUCGCAGGACCGAUCCAGAAUCGGAUUUUUCUAUGCGAGGGCUUCCUCAAAGGGUGGAAUGCAAUUCUAAGCUUGCUGUUGCACUCAGUAUCAUGGACGAGUGUUUCUUGCCUAUUGUUGACCGGAGGACUGGAAUAAACAUGAUACACAAUGUUCUCUAUAACUGCGGAUCAAACUUUAGCCGGAUUAACUAUGGUGGAUUUUACACCGUGGUCUUGGAGAGGGGUGACGAGAUAAUCUCUGCUGCAUCUCUCAGGUUUCACGGGACUCAGUUGGCAGAGAUGCCCUUCAUUGGGACCCGUCAUAUUUAUAGGCGUCAAGGGAUGUGUCGUCGUCUCUUCUCAGCCAUUGAAACUGCGCUCCGGUCCCUCAAAAUUGAGAAGCUUGUUAUUCCCGCUAUUUCUGAACUUAUGCAUACGUGGACUGUUGUUUUCGGCUUUACUCCCGCUGUAGAGUCCCUGAAGCAGGAAAUGAGGUCCUUGAAUAUGCUGGUAUUCCCUGGUCUAGAUAUGUUGCAGAAACAUCUUCUUGAGCAAGAAACUGCUUGGAGCAAGGGAACUGCAGCUUCUUUUUCAGGUGCAGCAGCUAUGGAACUCGAGGAAGGCAAGAAAAUUGCUACCAACCCUCUCACCUCAGAUAAAUCUGAUGGUGAUUUGUCAUCUGAACAAGUUCUAGAGAUGGGUGGCAAAGUAGAAGAGAUGGAUAGUGAUCCUAACUCUCAGGGUGGUUCCUCAAAUGACACUGAUGUUGUGAAUAGUUCAGAUGAUGCCAUAGUUCAUCUCUCCUUUGAGUUGGCUGUUAAGUCUGCGGAAUCUCAACUUGAACAAACUGUGGAUGCGCCAUCUGAUUCUGAUUGUGGUUCGCAGGACAUGGAAGAGAAAUAUAUCUUGAACCCACCUGGUCAAGAUAGUGCUAAGCCUAUUGAGAGUGGUGACAUGAAUGAUUCAUGUGAUAUGAAGGUCGAAGUUUCUUUUGAUGAAUCUAAGCUUACUCUGGAAGGAAGGUCCCUGGAGAAAUUAAAGGAGGUUGCUAAAACAAAUGAUGCUCAGAUCCCCGUCAAGUGCAUGUCUCCAUCAGAUGUGAGUAGGACUGCACCAGAGAUGGAAGAGAAACCAGUGCAGGCUCCAAAAGAGGAGGAAACAACAGAAGAGAUGGAUGUGAACUCGGAAGAUGUUUCUGCGAGUCUUCCAAGCAACAGUGCAGAGCCUAUGCCAGUUAAUUCUGAUUCAAACUGCCAGGUUAGUGGUGAUGGUGAAAGCGAAUCAGAGGUGCCUGCUGAUGGUGGGGCCUGUUCUCCACAAGAUGUGGAAGUAGGGAUUAAGUCAGUUUCAUCUUCUGAAUUUGAUGACAGUUGGCCAUCUUCAACAGGGAGUGCGAGGGAUGAUGCAAAUAAGGUAAAUUAAGCAUUUGUAGAGCCUUCUUUCUCAUCAUCUUCGCACGAAGCAGAUGACAUUCUUUGAGGUAUUGAGCAGAUUUUCUCGAUGCUUCUGUCCCAUUGACCUUGUGAGUUUGAGAGAUGAUGCAGUGGUCGACAUUGAAAAGCCAUCAAUUUAUGAGACAGGAGCAGGCUUGCUAUUGUUGACUUUACAGCUGACUUUGACACUGAGUCUUGACUUCCUCCUGUGGAUUGAGGGUGCAGCCGGUUGUUUACUUGAGGAUGUCUUUUAUGAAGUAAAUAACAAGGAUAGGAUUCACCAAAGCUUCGAUAUAUAGAGUGAGAGCUGAAACCCCGGACUGUAAAUAUUACUCUGGUGCUGAACGCAGUGAACAUACUCGAUCGGUGUUAGUGGUAUCUCAGGUGGCAGUAUCCCUCAACUGAACAGAAAGAUGGGCUUCAUUUCGUAAUACCCCUAUUGCGAUUGCCUUCUUUCCCAUUGUUGCUUGAAAUUCAAAAGGCUGCCAACCAUCUUCCGUGGAGAGAGCUCGGGAUGUUCUGGGCGGCUUCUUGCCCAUACCCAUGUUGAUGGCUGAUCUCAGACUUUGCUUGGAGUGGAUGAUCCAGGAGCAAGCUUCGAACCGAGUUUUGUUCUAGAAAGUUCCAAAGCAAGAACUAGGUUUCCUCGUCCCUUCAAGUCUUCGGAGAGGGUCUAUGCGUGUACCUCAUUUGCGGUAGAAAACAGUCGAUUUUUGCUCCUAUGAGCACCCCAUUUUCAUAAUUUUCGUUGUUCUCUCAAGUGGAUGUCCUGCUGAGUAGUUUCGUGUUAUCUGAGGAUUUUAGUUGUUAUCGCGGUAUUGCAGGGAUGAGUAAUAUAAGUCCUGACAGAUUAAUGGAUGUCUUCUCUUGUUGAUGCCUACUGAUACUUCAUAUGAAUAGAAACCUCAUUUUCUACGAA